GUGCACACGAAUCCCUUGGACCUUGCUGAUCCUGCCGUUCCGGGGUAGGGCCUGAGAUGCUGUCUUUUUCUACCAGCUUCCAGCGCGUCGUACCUUGAGCGGCGGUGUUCUACAGUCAUUAGUUUAGUACUUGGGACGAGUAUCUGGCACCAAUUCUGGCCCAGUCAUUUGUGAUCCAUGGCUCUUGUGGUAUUCCGAAGAUUUCCAGGCAGUUUAUAUGGAACACCUCACUGUCCAGCUCUAAUCAAGCACCAUGUAGACAAGAAACUGGCUGAUCAGACCUGUGACGACUGUGCUCUGCCUACCAGAAAGAUCAUUACUCACACCAGAAUGACAGCUACUCUCAAGUUGUUAAAACCUGUAAAAUACAAAGUUUUUUCCAGUCCUUUUGCCUACAGUGCAACCCAGAGUAUGGCAUAUUGGAGUGUGGGCAGCAGCACACGGCAAGGGGGACAGGACCUUCCAGAGCACCAUAGCCUCCACUGUGCUGCCAGAAAAAAUAAGAACAUUGCUAGUAUAGCCUCUUCUCAGAGAGGCCUGGGAUUCGGCAAGGCUUCUAUCUCUAAUGCCAGCACAUUGCAGCCAGGUUCGCCCUGUGCCGUGAGGGUUGAUGAAGAGGAUGUAGAAGUUUUUGACUCCUUAGAAGACAUCCGGGUUUUCCUGCAGCUAAGGCCUGAGUACCAGCUUCACAGCUAUACCAGAUCUGAGACUUGUCAGCCCCUGUCUGUUUCAGAAGGUGAACUGAUUUUGCACAAAGUCACAGUUUAUCAAAGUAGCCUUCAGCCUGAAGUCAUUGUUGAUUAUUUCUGUAAGCUGAGCACUUUGCCUGCUGAGCAGCAUCCUGGUUUGCUGCCAAGAUCCAGCUUUGCUUUGCUCUGCCAGCUGAGUGUGAAGAACAUACAGCUCUUCCAUAUAGAAGACUUGAUCAGUAUUUUGAAAGCCUUUGUUGGUUUAGGAAUCCCUCGAUCCCAUCCAAUUCUAGAUGUGUAUGAAACCAGGUUUUGCCAUCAGGUGUGGAAGAUGAGUCUAAAUCAGCUUCUCUUGGUGGCUGAUCUUUGGCGAUACUUGGGCCGCAGAGUACCCAGAUUUUUAAAUAUUUUUUUUAGUUACCUUAAUUUGCACUGGAAAGAGCUAUCCUUGUCCCAGCUGAUUCACUUAAUUUAUAUUAUAGGUGAAAGUCGUGAGGUACCACAAGACCUAAUGCAAAAACUAGAAUUACUAAUUGUUAAGUACAUAGAUUUGAUCAAUUUAGAGGAGGUUGGCACAAUCUGUUUGGGGUUCUUUAAGUCAAGUAGUAGUCUGUCAGAAUUUGUCAUGCGGAAAAUUGGAGACUUGGCUUGUGCUGACAUGAAGAAUCUGAGUAAUCGUGCCUUAGUGCAUAUUCUUAAAAUGUUCCGUUUCACUCACGUAGAUCAUGUAAAGUUCAUGAAGCAGUUUGGAGAGAUUGCUCCUCAGCGAAUUCCUUCCCUAGGGGUACAAGGUGUCAUGCACCUGACACUUGCCUGCUCAGCCUUACGUUUCCUGGAUGAAAGAGUCAUGAAUGCAGUGGCUGCCUCUUUGCCUCCUCGGGUAGCACAUUGUCGAAGUAAAGAUGUUGCCAAGAUUCUGUGGUCAUUUGGAACUCUGAACUAUAAGCCACCCAACACAGAAGAAUUUUAUUCCAGCCUGAUAAAUGAGAUUCAAAGAAAGAUGCCUGAAUUCAACCAAUAUCCAGAACACUUGCUCACUUGCCUGCUGGGCCUGGCGUUUUCAGAGUACUUCCCAACAGAGUUUAUCAACAUUGCUCUGAGUCCAGGGUUUGUCAGGCUGGCCCAGGAGAAAAGCAAGUUUGAACUCAGUAAAGAACUUUAUACUCUUGAUGGCACAGUUGGUAUUGAGUGUCCAGAUUACAGAGGCAAUCGUCUCAGCUCUGACCUUCAGAAAGAGGCAUCAGCAAAGCUGUGGGAUUUAGCAAGAAAGGAUAUGACCUCAAAGCCUGAAUUCCUAGAAGCUUUCUCUUUACUUGAGACCAUGUUGGGUGGCCCCCAGUACAUCAUGCACCAUAUGAUUUUACCUCAUACUCGAUCCUCUGACAUGGAGGUCCAGCUUGAUGCUAACAGGAAGCCAAUACCAUUUAACAGAGAUGCCAUACCAACUGAUGAUGUAGCCAAAAUAAAGCUUAAGCCUGUGGGAGUCAGCCUUACAGAUGACUUGAUGAAUCAGUUGCUAAAAGGUAAACCACGAGGUUCUUUCAAGAGGGAAAUUGAGUCAAAGACUAGACAGCAGCCCAUGGAGUUAGACAACAAAGGAGCAAUAAACAUGGAGGAUGCCCAUUGCAAUGUGGCAGAUACAUUGGGGACUAUGGAGGUGGCUGGGCCUUGUCCCCCAGUCCAGAUAGAGACCCCACUAGUGAAACUAGCCAUUCAACUGACAAACAGAAACCAAUAUUCUUAUGGUUCCAGGGAUCUGCUUGGAUUGCACAAUAUGAAGAGGCGGCAACUGGUCCGGCUUGGAUAUCGUGUGGUAGAGUUACCCUACUGGGAGUGGUUCCCCCUAUUGAAACGAACUCGCUUAGAGAAGCUGGCGUAUCUCCAUGAGAAAGUGUUCACUGCUCUCUGAAGUGCUCCCAGAGGCAUUUCUACUCAUAAAAGCAAUAGGUAUAUACCUUACCAGGUAUAGGUUGAGCAUCCCUAAUCCAGAAAUAAAAAAUUCUAAGUGCUUCAAAAUCUUUAAUGUUUUGCUGUUGGCAAUACUCAGAGAGCAUCAUGUUGGCUCUGCAGAUGCUCUAUUACUUGAGCCAUGCAUCCAAUGUUUCUUGUUCUUUUUGCUUUGUUUUUUAGGUGUGUGUACAUGAGUGUGUGUGUGUGUGUGUGUGUGUGU
Messenger RNA from Perognathus longimembris pacificus (Pacific pocket mouse), 2859 nucleotides. RefSeq names its product FAST kinase domains 5 (gene Fastkd5). Bases 178 to 2598 code for a protein of 806 amino acids. Gene Ontology annotation, molecular function: RNA binding. Gene Ontology annotation, cellular component: mitochondrial matrix; ribonucleoprotein granule. The transcript has 2 exons. NCBI's taxonomy places the organism in Eukaryota, Metazoa, Chordata, Mammalia, Rodentia, Heteromyidae. The record is from RefSeq and is a predicted model, not a curated record. Gene Ontology annotation, biological process: mitochondrial RNA processing; regulation of mitochondrial mRNA stability.